Sceloporus undulatus (fence lizard) is the source of this 6374-nucleotide messenger RNA. It is a transcript of the gene METTL14, whose product is annotated as methyltransferase 14, N6-adenosine-methyltransferase subunit. Gene Ontology annotation, molecular function: mRNA binding. Bases 325 to 1716 code for a protein of 463 amino acids. NCBI's taxonomy places the organism in Eukaryota, Metazoa, Chordata, Lepidosauria, Squamata, Phrynosomatidae. Gene Ontology annotation, cellular component: RNA N6-methyladenosine methyltransferase complex; nucleus. The transcript is spliced from 11 exons. The record is from RefSeq and is a predicted model, not a curated record.
ACAGACAGACAGGGGGGUAACGGGAGCCUCCGCGCAUGCGCGUCCUCGUCUCAGCUGGGGAAGUGCUUUCCCAGUUAGAGUGAGUGGUGCUCCUUUUGAGCGAGCCGCUGUGACGUCACGCACGGGAGGGAGGAGGCUGCGGGAUGCUGUGCUGUCACUCCGUUGCCAUGGAGAUGGAGGGUGAUGGGGAAGCAGGGCUUAUGCAGGCCUCUUUGGGGCCCCAGAAGUUGUUUGUGGGAGAUGGAUUCCUGUGUUUUCCUUUCAGCCCCCUCCUUAUUAUUCCUAUCAUUUAUAUAUCAUUGCACUCGUGGACAGUGAAAGCGCAUGCCCUUUUGGACAUCUCACGUGUACAAAGUGUGGAUGGACUCUUCAGGGAAUAGUGCCACGUAUCUAAGGUCUUCCAUAGAGAAUUUGGGGGCUGAAAGUGCUGAUAGUAUUGGUGCAGUAUUGAAUAGCAAGGAUGAGCAGAGGGAGAUUGCCGAAACAAGAGAAACUUCCAGGGCUGCUUAUGACACAUCUGGAUCAAAUGCCAAACGCAAAUAUCCAGAUGAGGGAGAAGCAGAUGAAGAGGAAAUAGAAGAAUAUAAGGAUGAAGUAGAGCUGCAGCAAGAUGAAGAGAACCUUCCAUAUGAAGAAGAAAUUUACAAAGACUCCAGUACUUUUCUUAAGGGAACCCAGAGCUUAAAUCCUCACAAUGACUAUUGCCAGCAUUUUGUGGAUACUGGGCACAGACCUCAGAACUUCAUCAGAGAUGUGGGCUUAGCAGACAGAUUUGAAGAAUAUCCAAAGCUCCGGGAGCUCAUUAGGUUGAAGGAUGAGCUAAUAUCUAAAUCCAACACGCCUCCAAUGUAUUUACAAGCUGACCUGGAAGCUUUUGAUUUUCGUGAACUCAAGUCCAAGUUUGAUGUGAUUCUUAUGGAACCACCUUUAGAAGAAUACUACAGGGAGACUGGCAUUACAGCUAAUGAGAAAUGCUGGACUUGGGAUGAUAUUAUGAAGCUAGACAUUGAAGAAAUUGCUGCUCCACGAUCAUUUGUCUUUCUGUGGUGUGGUUCUGGGGAGGGCCUGGAUCUUGGCAGAGUGUGUUUGCGCAAAUGGGGGUAUAGAAGAUGUGAAGAUAUCUGUUGGAUUAAAACCAAUAAAAACAAUCCUGGGAAAACCAAGACUCUGGACCCUAAGGCUGUCUUUCAAAGAACAAAGGAACAUUGUCUUAUGGGCAUUAAAGGAACAGUCCGCCGUAGCACAGAUGGAGACUUUAUCCAUGCUAAUGUUGACAUUGACUUAAUUAUCACGGAAGAACCAGAAAUUGGCAACAUAGAGAAACCGGUAGAAAUCUUUCACAUCAUUGAACAUUUUUGUCUUGGAAGAAGGCGACUUCAUCUCUUUGGCCGGGACAGCACAAUCCGACCAGGCUGGCUAACAGUGGGACCCACCCUGACAAACAGUAACUUCAAUGCAGAAACAUACACUUCUUACUUCACAGCUCCAAAUUCCCACCUUACUGGCUGUACAGAAGAGAUUGAGAGACUCCGACCUAAAUCACCACCACCAAAAGAUCGGGGAGGUGGCGCACCAAGGGGUGGAGGAAGAGGUGGAACUUCAGCUGGCCGAGGAGAAAGGGGAAGAGAGAGAAAUCGAACUAAUUUCCGUGGGGAAAGAGGUGGAUUCCGGGGUGGACGGGGCGGCACCCAUCGAGGAGGCUUUCCUCCUCGCUGAACAUAUCUCAAUUUGAAUUUUGCCCUGCCUUAAUGCUACCAGUUUUCCACACUUGUAAAAUAUCCGUUUCAUAUUUUUUAAAGUAUACGUUGUGUGUGUCAUACAGCAGUCUUUUCACACUAUACAAUUAUAGUGCUUUGAUUCCACUUUAACAACCAUGGUUCUGUCUAUGAAAUCUUAGGAUUUGCAGUUUAGAAUGUUUAGCCAGAGAGGCUAGUGCCUCACCAAACUGUAUAUUGCAGAAUUCCAUAGGAUGCAGCCAUGCCUAUUGAAGUGGAUUCAUAGUACUGUAAUUCUGUGACAUGAAAUAGUCCCUGGAUAUGGCCCAACAUUCUAUUUGAUGGGCAAGCUUUGGAACUUGUGAUGGAUGCCUUUCACUAAAACUGAAAUCAAUGCAGAGUAUCCUUGCAAUCUGGUCUCCAUUUUCCUAUUUUUUAAAAACUCAGUUUUAAUCAUAGUGGAUAAAAUGCUGAACAGAAUCCAUCACUUGCCAUUUUAAAAAAUGUGUCCCCCGCUUCCUAGCUUGGCACUCUCCUGGUAUGUUGGACUACAGUUUGCAUCAAUUCAGCCAGUGUGACCUUUGGCUAUACAUAGAUGGAGAUUAUUGAAGUUGUCAUCUAAUAUAUCUGGAAGUGCAGUAUAAAGGGAGAUUAUCCUAGCCAUCAUUUCUUCUUGGGCCAGUGACAUACAGUUUGACUUUCUCUUGCAGUAAUAGAAAACAUUAUGUUUUAGUUAUCUUUAAUGAUUUGUGUAAAUUUUAUUUUUUGUUUUUGUUUUUAAAAGCUAGUUAAUGGUACACAGAAAACAAAGAGGAAAACUGUUAUGAGUAUUUUUAUACCUCAUAUCUGCAUAACAAUGUAUACUUUGCUAAGUGUUACCUGCAUUGUUACAACCAACAAGAGUAGACCCAACAAUGAGAUUUGUUAGUCUCUACUUAUAUACAUCUUGAUUUGUAAGAUCAAACACUGGAUUUAGCCUUAUACUAAAGUCUGCUGCAUGUUCAUCAUACUGAAAACAGUGGUGGCACAGCGCUCACAAAGCCCAAAAUUAAAUACCAGAUUAUAUUUAUCAAAAUUUGCCAUAUUCAUUACAUUAGAAAGAUUCAUAAUUUGGAAAAUGAUCCAACCAAAUGGAAACAUCGUUGUCCUUUAGUGGGAAAAAAGUAUAUAUGGGUUUAACAUGCAUGGUAAAGAUAUUGGAACUGAAAAGUAUCAAGUAAGCCAUUGUAAAAACCUCCUGCAUUAGAGCCCUUGACAAAUCCAGUUUGAGCCCAGCAUUACCUUCUCUGCUGGAUUUGCUUUUUGGAGUGUUUUUUUUUAAAGCAAAAAACAAACCAACCCCAAAUCCUUCUAUUAAUACUAAUGGGAGUUAAUUUAUUUUUCACCAGCAUUAGGGCUCACCUACAUCAACUGAUUUGAUAGCAUUUCUGGGGUCACUAAAGGUGUGCAUUCUCCAAAAGUGUGCACCCAAGCCCAUAUAUGCCCACUUGCUUUCUUUUACUCCUUCCAAAGGAACUAAAAGGAACUGUUGUAGAAUUUUCCAUGCUAGUUGAGGAUAGGGAAUCUGAGAGAUCUCCCUUUCUGAGAAUAGAUUCCUGUCUGCCUUUGGUGGAGGAGAUUUAAAAAUCCUGUGGACCCCUCCGAGGUUGUAGUCUUAACAGGUUUGUAGUCUAACUUAUGCUAGGAUGCUACUCGUAAAGGAAACCUGUUCCCUGAUACCACAGUGAGAUACUGUUUUUCCAUGCAAAUAUUAUUAGGAAGGAGAGUGUCUUGUUUUUGGCCCAGAUGAUAUGCCUAUAGAGAGCUGGUGUUAUUGAUUGGUUAUAUACAAGUAAUUCCACAGGAGGAUGUUGUAGGAACUAAAUUUCAGGUCCAUCACUUUUGUAUUUUGCUUUCUUGAAAACAAGCUUUUAAAUAUAUUUUUGAUGUGAAAGCAAUGGAUUUUUUUUUACUAUUUUGAUAAAUAUUUGAUUAUUUUUGGAGUUUUGCCUUUAUUUUAAUUCAGAAAGAGAGAUUUCUUCCUAACCAGGUUCCUACUUUUCACUUUCCAGUUUCUGCUUUAAACGUUUCUAGCUUUGCUAUAUGAACUCAGCAAGUAUUUGUAUAUUAUGAGGUUUUAUUUUUUGCUCUGUAUUAAUGACAAUACAGUAAAGAAAGAUUGACUAGGCUAAUUGAAGCCCUUGGGUUCCCAAAUUUGUAUACCAAUUAUAUUUAGAGCACGUUUUAGAACAGUUUUUUUUAAAACAACAACAGUGGGUUGUUUUUUUAGAACAAUACUUAAGAAUUUGUGAUAUAUAGCAUUUGAAUGAGUUUUAUUUUUCUUGGUUGUUAUUGAAUAAUUUGUUUUAGAUGGUGGGGUUGUAUAACACUUUUAAAGUCAUUUUGAUGGAAGAGUUUAGGGAAUGCAUAUAAACAUGUUGUCAACUCAUACAUAGGAACAGCUGUAUGUAGCUACUAAUCAAGUCAUUUUUAAUUUGAAAAUGUUUGGGCUUUAUUUCAGAGUCUUAUUCUCCUGUACACACUCUACACCCUCCUGUAAUAUUCUAGAGUAUGGUACAAUCAGACAUAUUUGUAAGUGAUUAAAUCAGGUUUACAGGAUAAAUACCAUGCUGGUGUUGUUUUUCAAUAUCAUUACUUUCAGAGUGCUUCCUGUAACAUUCUAAGGAUUAAUCAACAUUUGCUUAUCCUGUUUGGUUGGGUAGUAUUUUAGAGAUGUUAACUGGAAAAGAGAAUGUCACAACAGGUAGGGUGUAUUACCUAGCUGAUGUGUUAGUAAUGCAGCAUUGCCUGCCAGUUGCAUUUAGAAAUUCCUGCAGGUAAAACGUAACUAGUGUAGCAACCCAUGGGUUCAAGAUAUAUGAUUAUUUCUUGAUCUUCACUAGCUCAUGCUCAUCAUAAGCAUUCUCUCUUGACAGAUGAGCUUGACAUUUCUUGUCCUAUUGUACAGAGCUUGCACCUGCUCUAAUAAUGUUCUUAGUAUUCAGAUGUUCUCUCAAAAUGAUCUUCUUUGCUUGAAGCUCAAAAGGUAUGUUAUUUAUUGUCUCUGUUUUGUCUCUGAUUUAGAAAUGUAUGGAAGAAGAAAAAAACAUGUACAAAAGAACAAAUGACAAAAAGUAAUCAACUCUGUUUAUCUCCAUUUUUAUAGUAACUAAGUGCCCUCUCUGCAAAAUGCUUCAUAUGCCAAAAAAUUAUAUCUACUUGGUAUUUGUCUGUAAAUUCCUGUCUAUGUUGUGUAAGUACUGUGAAUGUUAUAUAUUAUACAAUAUGCCAAACUUUAUUUGGUCUAAUUGUAUGUCAGGCUCAAGCAUAUAUUUCUAACAUUGCACUCAGUUCUAACAUGUACACAAACAUUCAAAAAACACCACUGUUACAAUUUUACAUAACUAGUUAAUUUUAUGACUCAUAUUCUGAGUAACCAUGCAUCUAUCUGCUGCAGUUAAAAAUAAGAAACACUGGAAUUGAUUAUCUGCUUUCAACAAUUAUCUCCCAGCCUGCCUUUAAUACUGUACCUAACCCAGACAGAAUAAAGCUGCUAAAAGCUGCAGAGCAGUGAGGCAAAAAUGGGGCAGUUCUGCUUUUCUUUCCUGUGUAUUCUUUUUGUUUGUGUAAGAGCAUAUCCACACUUGGCAGCCCUGGUUUAUUUGUGAACAGAGCAGAUGCUCAGACAAAGUAUAUAUGGAAAUGUGUCUUCAUGUCUAGUCUGACCAUUAACAGUCAGUAAAAAUUGUCAUUAAAGAUGGGCUAGAUAGGGGAAAAUCAUGCUUUUAGUAGUCUGACAUGGAUUUACUAUAUAUUGUAUAGCCAAAGCUUUUCACAGCACCCCUUGUUACCUCUUUCAUAUGAAAAUCUUCAUUGUUUCAUUAGCUCUGCCUUGAACUGGAGAUUUACCACAUGUUACUAGUCAAAUGUUUCAUCUCCUUGCUAUCAUAACUAGAUGUUUCUGUAGAAGUAUUUUCUUCAAUGGUGAAAAAUGCAGGCAUGACUUUUCUAUCUGACUAUUAUCCAUUAUGCAAAGGAACCUUGUAGCACCUUUGAAACUAACUGAGAGAUGUUGGUAGCAUAGAUUUGAUCCUACUUCCUCAGAUACACCAAUAUUAUACUGGCAUUCUACAAGUCCAUUGUAUGGUUUUGGUCCCUACCCCCCAAAUAAUGCUGGAGAUCUGGAAAAGGUGCAGAAAAGAGCAACCAGUGAUCCAUGGUCAAAAUACCCCCCCCCAUGCUAAACUCGUAACAUUUGGGACUGUGUAGUUCAGGGGAAGAAAGGCAGGGGGUGAAGUUUAUAGAAGAGCAGGAUUGGGCAAUUUUCCUGAUUUACAAUUUUAAAAAAAAUAUACAUGCUCUGUUAACCGAGCAGCCUUCUGUCUUCCUGAAUAAAUAUUUAUAAUUCCAAAGCAGCAGGCUCCAGUGUGGAGGAAAAUUAGAUGGCACUGAUGUGGAAGAUUCACUAAUUGAAAACUUGAUUUCAUUGGAAGAAUAUCCCAUCUGGACAAUUGACUGUAGCAAUACAUUUUUACAUACGCUGCAAAAAAAUAGGACUGUACUUGAUGUGAAAGUCUAACUGGAACCAUGAAACUGUUUAAGUAGUUAUCCUAGAAAAAUGUGAGCCAGUUUGGUUCAUGCUGCCAUCUAGUGGAAUGGGAAUAAAAUAAAAUUCUAACA